CCGAGACGCGGGAGCAGCUGGGGCUGGGGUCCCGGCGCAGGCCUGCGGUGUCUCGGUGAUUGCUUUAGUCCGCCCUGCCUCCUGCUCUCCGAGGAGCCUUUCCCGCGAAGGCGGGGCGAUGCCAGGGAACCGGCAGCUGAGGGUCCGCUCCGGGAACGAGCCUCGUCCCGCGCCUGCCAUGGAGCCGGCGGGUCGCGAGGUCUGGGCCCACAGCCGCGCGGCGCUCGACCGGCUGGAGAAACUGCUGCGCUGCUCGCGCUGCACUAAUAUUCUGAGGGAGCCUGUGUGCUUAGGAGGAUGUGAGCACAUCUUCUGUAGUAAUUGUGUAUGUGACUGCAUUGGAAGCGGAUGUCCAGUGUGUUAUACCCCAGCCUGGAUACAAGAUGUGAAAAUAAAUAGACAAUUGGACAGCAUGAUCCAGCUUUGUAGUAAGCUUCGAAACUUGCUACAUGACACUGAUUUUUCAGAUUUGAAAGAAGAAACAUCUAGGAAGAAUUUAUUUAGUGAUGCAGAAUAUAAGAAGAAUUCAAUAAAAAUGUGGUUUAGUCCUCGAAGUAAGAAGGUCAGGUAUGUUGUGAGUAAAGUUUCAGUGCAAACCCGUCCUCCUGUGAUAAACAGUCAAACUGCUCAGCAGGCCUCCAUGUAUGAGUUUGUCUCUCCAAGCCCUCCGGUGGAUGUUUCUGAGAGGGCUAAAAAGCCUUCCAGAAGAUCUGGAAAAAAGCAGAAAAAGAAAACUUUAGCUGAAAUCAACCAGAAGUGGAAUUUAGAGACAGGAAAGGAAGAUGGUGAACUUACCUCCAAAGAGGAAUUUAAGGAAAAGCUGGUAUCCUUCUGUAGCCAGCCGUCUGUCAUUGCUAGUCCUCAGACAAACGGUGAAAUAGACUUACUAGCGAGUGGCUCCCCAACAGAAUCUGAGUGUUUUGGAAGUUUAACUGAAGUCUUUUUACCAUUGGCUGAGCACAUUGAGUCUCCAGAAACUGAGAGCAGGAAUGAAGUAGUGACUCCUGAGAAGACUCUCUGUGAAAAUCAUCUUACAGUUGAGAAGUCCUUGCCAUCAGGUCACAGCAGGAAACGUGGGCGUCACAACAGACUUUUCAGUCCUGUUUCUAAGAAAUGUAGGAGCAGCGUUGUGAGCACCAGUGGAAAUUCUGUUAAGGAAACGGCGCAGUCAGAAAACAUGCCAUUACCCGGAUGUUCUUCACCACCUUCAAACAAACUUAAAGUUGGUGACACGUUAAAGAGGAAGAGCAGUAAUAUAUUAGAUGAAUCCUUUAGCCUUUCACCAGGUACGCCCCCUUCUACGCUGAAUAGCCCAAGUUACAGACGAAUGAUGUGUAGCCCCUCAGCAACGAAGCUGUUGCACAGUAGCCGUACAGCUGGGAAAAGAAAUCACAGAGGAGAGACUUUGCUCCAUGUUGCUUCCAUUAAGGGUGACAUACCUUCUGUUGAAUACCUCUUGCAAAAUGGAAGCGACCCAAAUGUUAAAGACCAUGCUGGAUGGACACCACUGCAUGAAGCCUGCAAUCACGGGCACCUGAAGGUGGUGGAAUUGUUGCUCCAGCACAAGGCGCUGGUGAACACCACUGGGUAUCAGAAUGACUCACCCCUUCACGAUGCAGCCAAGAAUGGGCACGUGGAUAUAGUCAAGCUGUUACUUUCCUAUGGAGCCUCCAGAAGUGCUGUGAACACAUUUGGUCUGCGGCCUGUGGAUUACGCAGACAGUGAAGAGGUGAAAUCGCUGUUGCUGCUGCCAGAGAAGAAUGCGUCGUCUUCAGUUAGCCACUGCUCAGCGGUAAACACUGGUCAGCGUAGGGAUGGACCCCUUGUACUUAUAGGCAGUGGGCUUUCUUCAGAACAACAGAAAAUGCUCAACGAGCUUGCAGCAAUUCUAAAGGCUAAAAAAUGUGCUGAGUUUGAUAGUACAGUAACUCAUGUCAUUGUUCCUGGUGAUACAGUUCAAAGCACCCUGAAGUGUAUGCUUGGGAUUCUCAGUGGAUGCUGGAUCCUAAAAUUUGAAUGGGUGAAAGCGUGUCUACAAAGAAAAGAGUGGGAACAGGAAGAAAAGUAUGAAAUUCCUGAAGGACCACAGAGAAGCAGGCUCAACAGAGAACAGCUGUUACCAAAGUUGUUUGAUGGAUGCUACUUCUAUUUUGGUGGAACCUUCAAACACCAUCCAAAGGACAACCUUACUAAGCUGGUCGCUGCAGCUGGGGGCCAGAUCCUCAGCAGAAAGCCCAAGCCGGACAGUGACGUGACGCAGAGCAUCAGCACAGUCGCGUACCAUGCCAGACCUGAUUCUGACCAGCGCUUCUGCACACAGUACAUCAUCUAUGAAGAUUUGUCUAAUCAUCGCCCAGAGAGAGUUCGGCAGGGCAAAGUCUGGAUGGCUCCUUCCAGCUGGUUUAUAGAUUGUGUGAUGUCCUUUGAGUUGCUCCCUCUUGACAGUUGAAUACUACACCAGAUGAGCAUUUCAGAUUGAAUGUGCACAGUGUGAGAACCCAGUGAUUGCACUGUUUUGAUCACAUUUUUACAAAUAGGUAGACUCAUUCAUAUACUGUUUUUCCUUGAAUUUAGAAAAAGAAAAUUGUACUCCGGAGUAGGAAUUCCUUCUAUUUACCAGUUAGAUGCCAAGAUUUGCGUUAAAGACUUUUCUUUUUUAAAUUGGCGUAUGUAUUGAUUCAUCAUGUCUUUCUAUUCACAUUAUUAGCUAUCAAAGAUUAAUGAGAGGGUAUCAGAACUUUGGUUCAAUAUACGAGUGGUAUCAUUAUGUCUCAGCCUUUUAAUAUUUGAUGAAAAAAAUCCACACCUGCCAUCAGCAGAAAUACUUGCCUUCCUUUAGUAAGCAAAUAAUAUUGUCAGAUAAUUUAUUCUGACUUUAUUAUAAUGAGAAUAGGGUACCUGGUCUAAAUGUGCCACCAUAGGUGUUAAACUCUUCUCCUGUCUACGCUUGUGUUUAUAUAGCUACUUAGAAUUUACUUGGAUAUCUGUUCCUAUAUUUUUAGCCCCAUUUUUAAAAAACUCUUAUCUGUUAAUCAGGAAAUCAUGAUUUGAAUCUUAACAUUAUUCUUUGGUGCUAAAAAUCAACACUGGGCUCAUGGUACAUGUUUUUAUUGUAUAUACUUCCUUAUUGUUAAUAAUCAAUUUAUAACUGCGUGUGCUCUCUGUACACACACACACACACACGCACACACACACACGCAUUUUCUUUAGUGUAUUAUAAUUUCACUAUUUCUUAGGAGUUCUCAUCAGACUAGCAAAUUGUCACUCCAUUGCAGAUAAAUUAGAAAGCAGUCUUUCUGGUAGACCUUACUAUGUCUUGCUAAAAUAAUUUUUUGAAGGUUUUAAUUUCUUUCUUCAUAAAUUUCUUUUCAUUUUUAGAUUGCUGGGGAGGCAGAAGUUGGCAGUUACUUGAUUUAGGACAGAUUUUCUCCAGAUGCUACAAAAGGCUACGACAAUAAGUCUAAUGGUAGGAGUGAGAAGGACUUACUCGUAAUACCAGGACCGUCAGGGCUGCAGAGUUGUGGGCAGGGCAUCUCCCGAGAAUGGGAAGACCUGGGCAGGUUACUCUGGUCUGAGUGUUCUUAUCUGUGAAUUGACAAGGUAGAUUAGAUCAUUUUAAAACAUUUUCUAAGAAGCAGAGUUCUUUAAUAAGUCCUCCUAGAAAUUGAAUAUACUUAAAAUAUUAAAUACAUGGAAAGGGAGUCACUGUUGAGACUUGCCAGUUUGGUCCUUUUUGACCCAAAGAGAGUAGUUUGAUAACCAUUAGACUGGAAUGCUGAGAGUCUGAAGUUGAUGAACAUUUUUAGAUCCGUUUGUUUGAAGUUUGAGACUCAGCUGAUUAUUUCAAAAUAAAAUUUACUUUAAUCCCUUCUUUGACAUAUUAUUUUUCCAUAUGAAUAAAUAUAUUAUGUGAGCACAAUACUGCUGGCCUUGACCUUCACGGGUGAAUUAGCUCUGAAACACUCUCCAACCAACUGGUAAUGUGUUUGUCCCACAUUUCAUUCUAAUGGAGACUGAUGAACAGCACAGCACCAAACAAAUCUGAGGGGUUAGAUAAUGUCUGGUUUAAGUAAUUUAAGACUCUCUGGGAUUUGAGUUGUCAUUUUUGACUUAUAGCUGACUUGUAGUCACUUUCUAUUGCCUCAUUGGUCGUAUUCCUAGACAGGUUUAUGUUUGCUCUUCUGAUCUGAAUCCCUGUUUGUAAAAACACUUUUGGGAGUUGCUACUCGCUUUCCUUCGUUCAUUUUCUUGGUUUGUCUCUGUCUCUGUUGUAUUUUGUGUCUCACUAGUAAGCAGUGUUAUUUUUUGUUUCUUUAAGUAUUUUGACAGCAAUUAAUUAAGCAGUUAAUUAAGAGCAGUUCAACUCUUGAAACGUCUUAUAUUUUCUAUAUAGAUAUACUUGUAAUUAUUUUAAUUUUUCAAUCAUAGAUUCAAGCUUCCUUUUUAUUUACCAUAAAUCAUUAAAGUUAUUUGUGCUUCUGUAUCUCUGUUUCUUCUGUAGAAGUGGCUUAUUCUGCACUUUGCAGACUGAGACUGAAGGACUUGUGAGGAAAUCUCAGCUGACAAAGCUUAUCUUUUUAAGCAAUAUUUCUAAAGUAUAUUAGGUACUUUAUUACUUAAAUAUUUUUGUUUUUUGAACACAGCGUAACCUUGGUAGUUUGGAAUCAAGAGCGUCAGGUAGUACUCUUAAUAAUUUAAAAAAUGUUUUUUAAAUUAAAAUAUAAUUGACAUAUAUCAUAUUAGUUUCAUGUGUACAUCAUGCUGAUUCAAUAUUUGUAUACAUUUCAAAAUGGCCACCUCGUUAACUCUGGUUACUGUUUAUCACCAUACAAAGUUAUUACGGUUUUAUUGACUCUGUUCACUAUGCUGUGCAUUAUAUCCCCAUGACUUAAAUUUAUUUUAUAACUGGAAGUCUGUAUCUCUUAAUUCCCUUCACCAAUUUGGCCUGUCCCCCCCAACCUCCCAAUCCCUCUCCCCUCUGACAACUGCCAAUUUGUUUUCUGUAUCUAUGAGUAUGUUUCUGUUUUGUUUUUUAGAUUUCACAUAUAAAUGAAAUCGUACAGUAAUUGUAUUUCUCUGACUUAUUUCACUUAGCAUAAUGCCCUCUAGGCUUCUCCAUGUUGUCACAAAUGGCAAGAUUUCAUUCUUUUUCAUGUUGAUACUGUAUAUAUUCAUUGUACAUAUAUACCACAUCUUCUUUAUCUAUUACCUUUUGAUGGGCACUUAGGUUGUUUCUGUAUCUUGGUUGUUGUAAAUAAUGCUGCAGUAAACUCUAGGGUAACAUAUCUUU
Camelus dromedarius (Arabian camel) is the source of this 5290-nucleotide messenger RNA. RefSeq names its product BRCA1 associated RING domain 1 (gene BARD1). Gene Ontology annotation, cellular component: BRCA1-A complex; BRCA1-BARD1 complex. Lineage: Eukaryota; Metazoa; Chordata; Mammalia; Artiodactyla; Camelidae. Gene Ontology annotation, molecular function: protein binding; ubiquitin-protein transferase activity. Bases 119 to 2449 code for a protein of 776 amino acids. The transcript has 11 exons. The record is from RefSeq and is a predicted model, not a curated record. Gene Ontology annotation, biological process: protein K6-linked ubiquitination.